Messenger RNA from Orbilia oligospora ATCC 24927, 843 nucleotides. RefSeq lists its product as uncharacterized. The transcript is spliced from 6 exons. The record is from RefSeq and is a predicted model, not a curated record. NCBI's taxonomy places the organism in Eukaryota, Fungi, Ascomycota, Orbiliomycetes, Orbiliales, Orbiliaceae. Bases 1 to 843 code for a protein of 280 amino acids.
AUGGCAUCUACAACAAACAGCUCACUCCCAAAGGGGUGGCCUGCUAUAGUCUUAUUUGGAGAUAGCAUUACCGAAGGCGAGUACCUUAUCUCGCAUUGCCCCGCUCCUCGCAUAUGGCACUAUGAUUCCGGGUAUAGCUUGGGGGCUGUCCUCACCGAAAAGUUCUCCCGGAGAAUACAGGUCCUAGAAAGAGGUUUCUCAGGCUACAACUCAUCCAAUGCCAGGGUCGUCGUUGAUGACGUUAUCCCGCCGGCAGGAGGGGCAAUCGACCUGAAAUUAUUGCUGGUCUUUUUCGGCGCGAAUGAUGCCGUCCUACCUCCAGACCAGCAGAUUGUCAGCGAAGAACAGGCCCAGAAGGGAGUCAUGGUGGUGUCUCAGCAUGUUGACAUCGAAGAAUACAAAGUCCAUCUGAGAGCUAUAGCGCAACAUAAAAAUGUAAAGGAUCAUGGCGCGAAAGUUGUCCUUGUCACACCUCCACCGAUAUGUGAGCACAAGAUCCUCCCGUGGAAGGAUCGCAGGUCAGCGGUUGCAAAGCAGUAUGCUGAAGCUGCUAUCUCCGUGGCAGAAGAAACCGGAGUCGAGGUCUUGAAGCUCUGGCAUGUGUUUAUGGAAGAAGCCGGAUGGAAGGAGGGCGAACCAUUAUUGGGAGAGAUCGGUGUUCCAAAGUCAGAGAAACUGGGUGAGCUGUUGAGCGAUGGCCUCCAUUUAACACCUAAGGGAUACAAACUUUACUUUGAAAGUCUGGUGAAGCUCUUGGAAAAUAAACUUCCGGAUAUUUAUAAUCACAAACGGAUAUUCCCUAACUGGGGUGAGGCACCGAGAUACCAGAAACCAGACAACUAG